Molecule: messenger RNA, 8043 nt
Organism: Saccoglossus kowalevskii
Lineage: Eukaryota; Metazoa; Hemichordata; Enteropneusta; Harrimaniidae
Product: cadherin-23-like
Biological process (GO): homophilic cell-cell adhesion
Cellular component (GO): plasma membrane
Molecular function (GO): calcium ion binding
Source: RefSeq, a predicted model, not a curated record
AUGGGUACGAAUCUGAAGAUUAUUAUCAUCCUAAUUAGCAUAUGGAUUAUUCCAGGAAUUAUUUCAUCCACCGAAGAACCUACAACAGAUCUCACAACUUCAUUGGAUACUAUCACUGAAUUAACUACGGAGAUUACCACUGAAGAAACUACAACAGAUCUCACAACCUCAUUGCAUACUACCACUGAAUCAACUACGGAGACUACAACUGAAGAAUCUACAACAUAUCUCACAACUUCAUUGGAUACUAACACUGAAUCAACUACGGAGAUUACUACUGAAGAAUCUACAACAGAUCUCACAACUUUAUUGAACACUACCACUGAAUUAACUACGGAGACUACCACUGAAGAAUCUACAACAGAUCUCACAACUUCAUUGGAUACUACCACUGAAUCAACUACGGAGACUACGACUGAAGAAUCUACAACAGAUCUCACAACUUUAUUGGACACUACCACUGAAUUAACUACGGAGAUUACCACUGAAGAAUCUACAACAGAUCUCACAACUUCAUUGGAUAUUACCACUGAAUUAACUACGGAGACUACUACUGAAAAAUCUACAACAGAUCUCACAACUUCAUUGGAUACUACCAUUGAAUCAACUACGGAGAUUACCACUGAAGAAUCUACAACAGAUCUCACAACCUCAUUGGACACUACCACUGAAUUAACUACGGAGACUACCACUGAAGAAUCUACAACAGAUCUCACAACAUCAUUGGAUACUACCACUGAAUUAACUACGAAGAUUACCACUGAAGAACCUACAACAGAUCUCACAACAUCAUUGGACACUACCAUUGAAUCAAUCACAGAAACUACCCCUGAAGAACCUACAACAGAUCUCACAACUUCAUUGGACACUACCACUGAAUUAACUACGGAGACUACCACUGAAGAAUCUACAACAGAUCUCACAACAUCAUUGGAUACUACCACUGAAGAAUCUACAACAGAUCUCACAACUUCAUUGGACACUACCACAAAAUUAACUACGGAGACUACCACUGAAGAACCUACAACAAUAAUCACAACUUCAUUGGACACAACCACUGACUCAACCGGGGAAACUACCACUGAUGAACCUACAACAAGUAUCACAACGUCACUGGACACCACCGCUGACUCAACCUCGGAAGCUACCACUGAUGAACCUACAACAAGUAUCACAACGUCACUGGACACCACCGCUGAACCAACCUCGGAAGCUACCACUGAUAAACCUACAACAAGUAUCACAACGCCACUGGACACCACCGCUGACUCAACCUCGGAAGCUACCACUGAUGAGCCUACAACAAGUAUCACAACGUCACUGGACACCACCGCUGAACCAACCUCCGAAGCUACCACUGAUGAACCUACAACAAGUAUCACAACGUCACUGGACACCACCGCUGACUCAACCUCGGAGACUACUACCGAUGCACCAACAACAGAAACACAAUUUUCUACAAACAUAUAUGCCCCACCAUGUGAAGUGGUUUCUGGCUAUGAGAAUGCAACUUUCCAAAACGUUUUUGUUUAUGAAAAUGAACCCUAUGGUACAUUUGUAACUGUCCUAUUAUCAACUGAAUUGUAUUCAGAAUAUGACGUCAUAUAUGAAUUUGCUGGACGUGUUGAACAUUUCGCUAUUGAUAUAAAUGGUACUGUAACAACAUUAUUGCCAUUGGAUAGAGAAUCCCGCGACUUGUUUCACUAUGCUGUUGUUGGAUAUAUUGCAGAUGAAACUAAAUGCUUCAAUUUACCGGUUGCCGAAGAAUUGCUGAUUACCGUUUUGGAUGUUAAUGACAAUUCCCCUAAUUUUACUAGUGAAAUAUAUGUUGGGUCUGUCGAUGAAAAUUCUCCCGAUUACACCGAAGUUAUCAUGUUUCCACCCAUACUUGCAACGGAUAAGGAUGAUCGGUUACAUGCAUCAAUAGUAUAUUCCUUAACCGGCGAAGGUAGCGAGAUGUUUCACAUAGAUCAGUUCACGGGAGAAAUAACCACAAGUCACAUAAACUUAGAUUAUGAAAUGAAUACAACAUUCCAUCUCACAGUGACGGCUAAAGAUUGCAAUGGGGAGUAUGGAAGCCGAGAAAGUAACUCGUCCGUUGUUAUUCAAAUCAGUGACGUCAAUGAUAAUGCACCAGUUUUUGAGCAGUCUGAAUAUAAUUACAUACUUGCAGAAGACACGGAAUUAGGCUACAAUCUAGAUAUUUUAUCAGCUGUGGACGACGAUGAUGGCAUAAAUGGAAGAGUGAUUUAUUACCUAGAAAAUGGUGACCAUGGGGACUUUAAAAUAGAUAGGUACAGCGGUGCGUUAUAUGUCUCAGGGGAGUUGGAUCGUGAAGUCAGAUUUUCAUAUAAUUUGAACAUCAUUGCAAUUGAUGGCGGUGAUCCAAUCUUAGAGACAAAUACCACCGUUAUUAUACACAUAACAGAUAUCAAUGAUAAUAUUCCGGUAUUUUCACAAGAAGUGUACACUAACAGUGUUCAAGAAGAUCUCAGCAUUGGAAGUUACGUAUUAUCUGUUACAGCCAAUGAUGCUGAUUCCGGAAUGAAUGGGAAUAUUACUUAUACGAUAGACACAAAUGAUUUCACAAUUAAUGGAAUUACAGGUGAAAUAUACACUAAUCGCAUGUUUGAUUAUGAAAACCAUGACGACAGAACGCAUGAAUUUAUGGUUGAAGGUAGAGACAACGGAAUACCCUCUCAUACGUCAUCGGCAUCUGUUGUAAUACAAAUCCUGGACGUUAAUGAUAACUCCCCAACGUUUACCCACACCCAAUACAAUGGUACAAUAAUGGAUGGGACACUAGCUUAUUCACCCGUUGUUGUAACACAUGCUUUUGACCUUGACUCUGGCGAUAACGGAAAUAUAUUCUACUACAUGACAGAAAAUACCACAGAUUUUUUCAGCGUUGAUUACAAAGGGGUUGUGUAUUUGACGGAUGAUGUAACUUAUGACGAUCUUGAGGACGUGCUUGGACCUGAUGACUCAUUACAAUUUUCAGUUGUUUGUCAGGAUAAUGGAACACCAUCUCGUCAAAGUUCUACAAACAUAUAUGUCAUAUUCAAGAACGUGGACAAUACGAAUUCUUCAUGCGUGUCCAACGCAUCAUGGUGUGGCAGCUUUUGGUACAAAUUUAAAGUGGUUGAACAUUCACCAGCAAACACUGUGGUAGGAGAUGUAUCUGACGAAGCAUCUGCUAUGACCAAUCCAAGUUAUGACAUUCUGGAAGAAUCUGCAAGUGAGUUAUUUUGGGUGGAUGAUGAUGGGGUAAUACGUACGGUCGAUGAUAGCGUAGACCGAGAGACGAAUGCGACAAUCAUGUUAACUGUAGAAAUCGUUUCUGGUAGUCCAGCUAUUACUAAGUACGUACCGGUGUAUAUCAACGUAUUGGACAUCAACGAUAAUGCACCUUCGUUCAACCCGUCAUCUUACUUCGUUGGAGUGUUAGAAUACACGCCGUCGGACAGUAUAAUAGCGGUAGUACAUGCAAGCGACCCCGAUUAUGGCAUCAACAGUACACUGACAUACAUCGUACAACAACCUGCUCACACAUAUUUUUUCAUGGAAUUCAACAUUCUAAAGAACAGUCAAGAACUUGUUAUCGCAGACAUGAUAACCGCAGGAUUAGACGUGGUCAAUGGAGUCGUUGACAUCAUUAUUGAAGUUCGCGAUGGUGGGUAUGAGUAUUCACUGAAUGAUGCCACUGUGCGAUUAACAAUCAUGGAGGCAACAGUUGACCCCGGUGGUAGGACGUACGACAACUCAACAGUAAUGGAGAAUAGUCCCGCUGGUACAAACGUUACACAUGUGGAAGCUGAAGGUUAUGAAGGAUACGAUAUAAUCUAUGAUUUCUCACAGUCCAAUGUGGAACAAUUUCAUAUCGACAGUUAUACUGGUGUAGUGACAACUACGGAACCUUUAGACAGAGAAACCCGAGAGACAUAUAGGUAUGAAGUUGUUGCAAAACUAGAAGGAGAUUCUGCUUGCCUUGUUGACCCUGUGAUUGCCGAAUUACUGAUAACCGUACUAGAUGAAAAUGAUAACAGUCCAAAAUUCUCUCAAACAGAGCCAUAUUCAGGAAGUAUCGAUGAGAAUUCUCCUCCAGACACGACCGUGAUGAUGAUUGAAGAAAUCAUAGCAUCUGAUUUAGAUAAAGGUUACAAUGAACUAAUCAUCUACACUUUGGAUGGGCCUGGACACGAACAGUUUCAAAUAGACAGUCGCACAGCAGUCAUCACAACAACAGAUGAUACAGAUAUUCUGGACCUUGAUAGGGAGAGAUACGAUCAAUAUGAACUUUUCGUCACUGCCUCGGACCGUGGCGGUGGUGAUGGCAGUCUCAAUAGUACUGCGACAGUGAUUAUCAAUAUUCUGGAUGUAAAUGAUAACAAUCCACAGUUCGAGUACUCGUUAUACAUGUAUUCAUUUGAGGAAAACAUAACAACUGGGUAUCUGAUAGAUACUUUAGUCGCCACUGACUUGGAUGAAGGAGACAACGCGAAAAUUAUCUAUUCCAUAGUGUAUGGAAGUGAGGGUAAGUUUAGAAUAGACCGAUACUCCGGAGAGCUGACUGUGAUAAGUGAACUUGAUCGAGAGAAAACAGCAUCGUAUAAACUGAACAUUUCAGCUGACAACGGGGUUCCAGGGCGAAUUGAUUUCACUGAGGUAUUAAUUGACUUAAUCGACAUAAACGAUAAUGCUCCCCAAUUCAGCGAAACCACCUACCGUGCAAAUCAAGAGGAAGAAGUGCAGAACGGAACUUUUGUGCUGAGAGUGGUGGCUGAGGACCCGGAUGAAAACGAUAAUGGUCUUCUAACAUAUAGUUUGAACUCAACUAAUUUCGUUAUCAAUCCGGAUACAGGGGAAAUCUUCACAUAUUCAUGUCUUGACUAUGAAGACCCAGAUGGAAGGCGAUACGAUUUUUAUGCUUACACCCAAGACAAUAGACCUCCAUAUUAUACGUCAACAGCAAGUGUUAUAAUCAGCAUUGUAGAUAUCAAUGACAAUUCACCUGAGUUCGCCAGUGAUCGAUACGACGGCACGGUGGAGGAUGGAACGGGUGCUGGGCAUGUGGUACUUACCGUAACAGCUACGGAUGAAGACAGCGGGGAAAAUGGCCGCAUCUCCUACCACCUUACAGAUAACACCACAAAUCUGUUUGCUAUUGAUGACAGAGGUUUAAUACAGCUAACGGGGCCAAUCUAUUAUGACGCAGACUAUCUCGACGAAUAUCACUCUCUGCAGUUUACCGCAGUAGCCGAAGAUCACGGUAUCCCGCCGCUCAAUGGCACUGCGAAGGUGAAUGUGACAGUGACUAAAACGAACGAUGUCGCUUUAGAAUUCAAUCAGACAUAUUAUGACGGAAGUGUGGUGGAAGAACAAGAACCUGGAGCUUACGUUCUAACGGUGUCGGCGGGAAACGAUGACGACGAUAUAUGCUACAGAUUCACUCAUAGAGUGGACGAAUUUAGCAUAAAUUCAAAUGGUGAAAUCUUUACUAUGGAGACACUAGACCGUGAAGAGAAAGAGUGGUAUUCUUUUUCUGUUGCAGCUCAAGAUUGUGAUCCCGAAAGAGAGCCACAGCAGCGAACAGCUUACACCUCGGUAAUGGUAUAUGUGCUAGAUAUCAAUGACAAUCAUCCAAUAUUUAUUGACUUACCAUAUCAAAUGUAUGUAGUGGAAGACGACUACACGAGUACCUCAGACACAGUGAUUGGCCAGGUCACCGCCACUGAUGCGGAUGCAGGUACCAACGCCGAGGUCUCAUAUGAAAUAAUCGGUGAUGGAAAUAAUGAACAAAUAUUCUAUAUAGACGAGACUGAAGGAACGAUAUACGCAAUUGGCUUCAUUGACAGAGAGUCUAAAGAAUCCUAUAUUCUUACUGUGAUGGUAACAGACCAUGGUGUCUUGUCAUUGAGUAGCACUGCUACCGUAACCAUCGACGUAUUGGAUGUUAAUGACAAUGCGCCAAUAUUCAGUGAAGACGGUUAUCAUGGGACAGUUAAAGAAAACACCGUCAAUGAUGACCCAAUUGUUGCUGUGCUAGCAACUGAUUCUGAUCUCGGAGACAAUGGUACCGUCUCAUAUAGUAUAAUACAUGGCAAUGAUGGAAACUUUCAGAUUGAUGAAUAUACUGGUAUAAUAACUCCUGCUGGUAGCGCCGAUAUCGAUUAUGAACAUAAAAUAUACUACCGGUUGACGGUGAUGGCGAUGGAUAUGGGAAUUGUACCAUUAAACUCAACGACUACUGUAUAUAUUAAUGUAACGGACGUCAAUGAUAAUGCUCCGUAUUUUGUUGGCGAGCCUUACGGGAGGAAAAUAUCAGCAAAUGCGCAGACGAACGAUUCUGUAGUGAACGUGACAGCUGAGGAUAAAGACACUGGCAAAAAUUCUCUUAUUCGAUAUCAAUUUCAGGACUAUGAAGGUGAUCAUUUCACGAUAGACACGUGGACCGGUGAAAUCAGGGUCGGUGAUUCUAGUUUGACAAGUGCACAAAAGGAGAAUAAACUGAUAGUCGAAGCACACGAUCAUGGCGAACCAUCCUUAUACAAUACCACUGAAGUCUAUAUAUACAUAACAGACUUGAAUUUGAACUGGCCUCAAUUUGACCCUGCCUAUUAUGCCGCACAGGUGAACGAGAACGCGAGUAAUGGCACGUUUGUUGUGCAGGUGACUGCAACUGACGCAGAUGCUCUGGACAGCACAGAAGGGGCAGGAGACGUGUACUAUGAAAUCCUCGAUGGGAAUCAUAACGGUUUCUUCGAAAUAGAUUCAAUAACUGGCGCCAUUUACACAAAUGGCUCUAUAGACCGCGAAACACAAGAAUAUGUGAAUAUGACGGUAAGAGCGUACGACGGGGGUGUUCCUGUGAAUGAUAACACCACUUCCGUUGAUAUAAAGUUAUUGGAUGCCAAUGACAAUCCACCCGAGUUAAACCCCAGCGAAAUGGAAGCAACCCUUCCACAUAAUACUCCAAUCGGCACCUUUGUUGUGGAUGUCGAUGCAACAGAUCAAGACACUGUCGGAUAUAUCACUUACUCUUUAGAACCAAGUGUGGAAUACAUCCAGGAGUUAUUUAUUAUCAAUGAGACUAGUGGAGUUAUCUUAACACAAUCAGAAUUUGAGAUGGGAGAUAUUAAUUCUGACCAUCAAAUCAACGUUAUGGCACAUGAUGGUAUCCAUAGUGAUUAUGGACAUAUAUUAGUGGAGGUGUAUUACAACGAUUCCAAUACGCAUGCUCCCCGGUUCAGCGAAGAUCUUUACUCGACGACAGUCUAUGAAAAUAUAAGCAUCGGGACGAAUCUAACUCUAAACAUUACAGCAUACGACGUAGAUGGCGUAUCAUACUCACUCCGUUACUUGGGAAAUGAAAGGGGUAUAUACGUAAUAGAUGACGUCACUGCUAUUAUCAGCACCGUACAUUUAUUAGAUCCAUACAACAUGACGCAACAAUACAAUCUAACAGUGGUUGCCACAGACCAUGGGGUCAAACCAAAGACAAGAUCCAAGAAACAGAAUAACAACAGAGUUCCUGAUUUACCGGUACCUAAUCUUCCACCUCGGAAAAAAGAUCAAACUAGAGAAAGUGUUUACACUAAGGCAACACCAAGUCGAGUCAAUAGUGAAUACCAGCGACCCGACAAUAUUGAAGAUAACCAGCGUGAUUUGAUUGACUAUUGUGACUUGGGUCCUGAUGACAAUAUUGUAAACCAAGAUUACAUUGAGAUGAAAGGGAAUUCUGCUAUUAGAGAUGGUCAUGAAGAUGAUGAUGCCGGCGAUGGUUAUAUUGUUCCUUCAACAGAGCUUAAUCUGGCACAUAACUACCUUGAUAUUAAACACAUUAACCCUGAUGUAAAUCAACGCAGGUAUAUGGAUCAGGGAAGAUAUAAUGAAGGGGCAAUGCUAGCAGAUGAGAACGAUGGCGACAGUCACAAUGAAUCAUCUUUAACCAGCAUUCACGGGGCAGCAUCAACAAGCAACUUGGAAUCUCAUCGUAGAAUGCCAAGCUGGGUUGAAGGGUACGACAAAGUUGACGAAUUGUGA